GCCCACCGCGACACCAUCAACGCACCCUCAUCCCGUUCAUGGUUUCGUUACUCGCUUGAUAAAGAUAGUCACCGUGUAUACGUAACGGAGCGUAACGAUUCGGAUGAAAUUGUGGGUGGAGGAUAUUGGCAGAUUAUUGUUGAAGAGGAGGAUGCUGAUGGGGAUGGGGAUAGGGGUGAAGAAGCGAUCGAUCCAUCGUGAAUACCAAAGGGAUAUUUGACAUGUGGGUUUGGGUGGAGAUUCAGUGGAAAGGGAGGGGUGCGCAUCGUAUUGUGAUUAUUAUCCAGAAGGGAAACCGGUUCGCAAACGAAACGAGUGUUCUUUUAUAUACCAACCAUGGAUUUGAAAGGGUUCGAAAUGAGGAAGUUAAGCCAUACAAAGAAGAAUAUUUGAAGAGUGAGGAGUGGAAAGAGGUUGACGAGGAAUUGGUGGAGGUUUUGACGGGCAUGGGGAGGGUUUGUAGGAGAGGUUGA
Messenger RNA from Botrytis porri, 473 nucleotides. RefSeq lists its product as uncharacterized. The transcript is spliced from 2 exons. Bases 222 to 473 code for a protein of 83 amino acids. The record is from RefSeq and is a predicted model, not a curated record. NCBI's taxonomy places the organism in Eukaryota, Fungi, Ascomycota, Leotiomycetes, Helotiales, Sclerotiniaceae.